AACCACUUCUACUAUCUUUGUGUAGUUAUUAUUUAUUAAGAGAUGGUGCUAAAGGGUAAAGUGAUUACAGAACUUGAGAUCCGAUCACCUGCUGCCAAGUUCUUCAAUGCUUAUGCAAGGCAACUUCACAAUUUGCCGAACAUUGUUGACAAUGUACAUGAGGGCCAGUUGCAUGAAGGUGAUUGGCAUGGCAUUGGCUCUGUGAAGAGCUGGACUUUUACCACAGAAGGGAAAGUUACUACAUAUAAGGAGAGCAUUGAAGCUAUAGAUGAUGAGAAAAAGUCAGUAUCAUUCAACAUCUUCGAUGGAGACGUUGGUGAGGAUUACAAGAAUUUUAAGCUCCACUUGCAUUUGAUUGAUAAGGAGGAAGGUGGUGCUAUCACUGUAUGGACUAUUGAAUAUGAGAAGCUGAAUGAAGAUACUAAACCUCCAUAUCGCUUCUUGGACAUUAUCAACCUUGCUACUAAAGAUAUUGAUGCCCAUGCUCUGAAGGCGUAGCAACAAUAAUGCAAUAUAGUAAAUAACUUAAACAAAUAAAAAAGAAUGUGUUCAGCAUGAAGAUAUACGAGUGCUUAAUUAAUUAUCUAACAUGUCAGUGUGAAAUAUGAUUUCUAAAGAAUAAGAAGUUGAUCUCUAGAGUAGUUCAAAAAAAUAAAAGAAGUUGAUCUCUAGCUCCUAAUAUAGGGUGAACAAGGAGAAGCCAAUUAUGUAUUCUUUUCAGUCUGUUAAAUUGAAUGAACUAAAUAUAAGUAUGUUUGCUUCUUUAA
This is a messenger RNA of Glycine soja, 767 nucleotides long. RefSeq names its product MLP-like protein 43. The transcript has 2 exons. Lineage: Eukaryota; Viridiplantae; Streptophyta; Magnoliopsida; Fabales; Fabaceae. The record is from RefSeq and is a predicted model, not a curated record. Bases 43 to 498 code for a protein of 151 amino acids. Gene Ontology annotation, biological process: defense response.